UCGCAUUCGCUAGGCACUAGCCGGGCAUUUAAAAGGCAGCAGCUCUGCUGUCUAGGAUCAGUGUUGAGUCGGUGGUGAAUUGAGAAGCAUCUACCUGAGACGUAUAGCCGUAUCAAAUCAGCCAACACAACACCAACAAUUAAGAAGCCAUGAAGGCCGCAUUCAUUCUUCCCGUUUUGGCUUUAACGGCCUUUGCUGCUCCGCAGUAUGGCCCUGCUCCCCAAGCUGUUGAAAUCCCUCAAGACGUAUCGUUUUCACAAUGGGCAUCAUUGAGUCCAGUUGAAUUUACCAAUACCCACUUUGACUCUUCUCACCAACAUGUUGAAGCAACACCUCAGAUCUCGUCUGGCCAAUGGGCAACAUCGAGCGGAGCUGCGCAAACUGCAGAACGGCCUCAAAUCGAAGAAAUUCAGCGCCAAUGGGAAAAAUUCAUCGAAUAUCUGCCAUGGCUUAAGGGACCUGCUGGUCCACCAGGCCCACCAGGACCAUCCGGUGCCGAAGGAGGUGCUUUCAAUGGUGGCUUUAGCCAAUCUCAACAAGGAACAGUAGUUGGACCCCCUGGCCCACCCGGAGCACCAGGACCUGCUGGACCUAAGGGAGAAACUGGAAAUGCUGGAAAUCCCGGAACUCCUGGUAACCCCGGACCACAAGGCCCACCUGGCCUUAAUGGCGCUCCUGGUGGACCUGGACCAGCUGGCGAACGUGGAUCCAACGGAGCUCCUGGUGCCCCUGGAGGCCCUGGAUUCCCCGGAGCUAAGGGAGAAGCUGGAUUUAAUGGAGCACCUGGCCUUAAUGGAGGUCCAGGAGCCCCUGGCAGAGACGGAUUCAACGGAUCACCUGGAUUCCCAGGAGCUAAAGGUCAACCUGGUGCACCUGGCAUAACUUUGCCCUCAAACCAACCCGGACCUGCUGGAGCUCCUGGUGCCCCUGGUAAAGAUGGAGCUCCUGGUUUCCCCGGUGGUCCAGGACCCGUUGGCCCUGUCGGACCUGUCGGCCCAGUCGGACCUGUUGGCCGACCUGGUAACAACGGAUUCCCCGGAGGCCCCGGUGCUAAAGGCGAAGCUGGAACACCUGGUUUCCCCGGCGGCCCUGGUAGAGAUGGACGCCCUGGUGCCCCAAGCACUCAACCCGGCCCAGUCGGACCUCAAGGACCAGUUGGAACCCCAGGCUUCAACGGCGCACCUGGCAAAGACGGCUUCCCUGGCGGACCAGGAGCUCCAGGCAAAGACGGACUUCCAGGCGGCCCUGGUUUCCCAGGUGGUCCCGGACAACCAGGUAAACCUGGCAAGGAUGGUUUCAAUGGAGCUCCAGGAGCACCUGGCUUCCCUGGUGGCCCAGGACCUGUAGGACCUCAAGGUAAACCCGGUGCUCCUGGCUUCCCUGGCGGCCCUGGUGGCCCAGGACCAGCUGGACCUCAAGGAGGACCCGGACCACAAGGUAAACCAGGUUCAUCAGGCUUCCCCGGCGGACCUGGCCCUGCUGGACCUCAGGGAGGACCCGGACCCCAAGGAGGACCUGGACCUCAGGGACCAUCUGGUACACCCGGUGGUCCAGGACCUGCUGGCCCAGCUGGCCCUGCCGGAGCAGCUGGUGCCGUGACCACAAUUCAAGCCCCAGCCUAUGAGGCUCCUGCUCAGCAGCCAGCUUUCCAAGCCCCAGUUGAGCAACCCGCUUAUCAAGCACCAGCCCAACAGCAGUCUUGGUCCACUCCGAUCCAAUCGUCGUGGUCGGAUUCAGUACAAUCCACCUUCCAGCCGUUGCAAUCUGCCUACGGCCGAUAAAGAAGUAAAGAGCGAACGCCAUCCUAUGAGCGUUUCAAAACGAAGAUCAUUUUACACCGAACCCUAUGACUAAAUUUACGUUCCUCAUCGUCAUAGGAUUACAAUCACAUUUUGCGAUAUUAUCAAGCUGAUUGAUGUUAACACAAAGAUUUAUAUUGCUUUAAAUACACAGUAUAUGUACAGCG
Daphnia magna is the source of this 1966-nucleotide messenger RNA. RefSeq names its product collagen alpha-1(III) chain. The coding region runs from base 150 to 1781 and encodes 543 amino acids. Lineage: Eukaryota; Metazoa; Arthropoda; Branchiopoda; Diplostraca; Daphniidae. The transcript has 5 exons. The record is from RefSeq and is a predicted model, not a curated record.